Messenger RNA from Phacochoerus africanus (Common warthog), 1149 nucleotides. It is a transcript of the gene PDHA2, whose product is annotated as pyruvate dehydrogenase E1 subunit alpha 2. Gene Ontology annotation, molecular function: oxidoreductase activity, acting on the aldehyde or oxo group of donors, disulfide as acceptor. The record is from RefSeq and is a predicted model, not a curated record. NCBI's taxonomy places the organism in Eukaryota, Metazoa, Chordata, Mammalia, Artiodactyla, Suidae.
AUGAGGGAGAUGCUGGCUGCUGCUGUCUCUUGGAUGCUGUCUGGCAUCACCCAGAAGCCCACCAGCAGAGUGCUUGUGGCAUCCCACAACUACUCACAUGAUGCUACAUUUGAAAUUAAGAAAUUUGAUUUUUAUCAUGUGGAAGAGGGUGCCCCUGUCACCCCAGUGCUCACCCGGGAAAAUGGACUGAAAUACUACAGGUCAGUGCAGACUCCUCACCUAGUGGAAAUGAAGGCAGAUUCGUUGUAUAAACAGAAAUUCAUUCAUGGUUUCUGUCACUUGUGUGUUGGACAGGAAGCGUGUGUGGGUCUUGAGGCUGGGAUAAAUCUCACUGAUCAGGUCGUUACCUCCUAUUGGGCCCAUGGCUUGUGCUAUUCUCGUGGACUUUCUGUCCGUUCAAUCCUUGCAGAGCUGACAGGGCAGAGAGGUGGUCAUGCUAAAGGAAAAUGAGGGUCAGUGCAUAUAUAUGGCAAGAACUUCUGUGGGGGCAGUGGCAUUGUUGGUGCUCAGGGACGCCUGGGAACUGGUUUUGCUCGGGCCUGUAAGCAUAAGGGAAGCAGUGAGGUGUGUUUGACUCUGUAUGGGGACGGCACUGCUAAUCGGGGUCAGAUAUCUGAAGCUUACAAUAUGACAGCUUUAUGGAAUUUACCUUGUAUUUUCAUCUAUGAGAAUAACUGCUAUGGAAUGGGAAGAUUUGUGAGAGCAGCAGCCAGCACUGAUUACUAGAGGAGAGACAAUUUCCUCCCUGGUCUAAGGGUAGAUGGAAUAGAUUUUCUGUGUGUGGAGGUAGCUAAGUUUGCAGCUGACUAUUGUAGAUCUAGAAAGGGGCCCAUACUGAUGGAGCUGCAGAGAUAUUGUUACCAUGGUCACAGCAUGAGUGAUCCUGGAAUCAGUUAUCGUACACAGGAAGAAAUUUAUAACAUAAAAAGUAAGAGUCAUCCUAUUAUGUUUCUCAAAGAAAUAAUUGUAAACAAGCUAGCCAGUAUUGAAGAACUGAAGGAAAUUGGUGGUGAAAUGAGGAAAGAAGUUGAUGGCACCCCAGAUUCUGAACCACCUUUGGAAGAAUUACGCUAUCACAUCCACAGCAAUAGUACAUCUUUGGAAAUUUGUGGUGCAAAUCAGUGGAUCACUUUUAAGUCAGUCAGUUAA